GCUCGCUCGCCGCCCACCACUUGAGGAAGAGGUUCAUUUGGACGUUAACUCAGGAGCCCUAUUUCUACGGCAAAUAUGACCACAGUGACCACGAAGGCAGCCGAGGCCAGGCAGGAGGAAUGACCGAAACAGGUUCAGAGACGCUGCCCCAGACCAUGGCGCUCCGGAACCCAACCUCACUCCACAAACGACUGUACCCACGCUGGUACCAGGCUUACGUGUACAAGACCCCGAGCUUCAACAGAGUGGCAACCCCCAUUGGUGGCAGCAAGAGGUUCCAACCCCUGCACCCCCUGGCAAGGUUCAGGGGCCUCGCCAUGGGGAGCAGCCCAGGGUACUCAGCAGGCUACCACAUCCCCUCUGACUUUCCCCUCUCGGACCAGCCUGGACACCCCGUGCCCUCAGCCCCCAACGCCCAGCCCUCCCUGCCCUACGAGGACGACGUGGACGACGAAGGGCUGGAGGCUGCCGAGGACGACGUAGACAAGAUAAGAGCCGGGGACCUCCUCCGCUUCCUGAAGAACAUCGCCAGUGACAGGGGCCUUUCGAGUCACACCAAGAGCUUCAGGUACGGCAUCAGCAAGAGGAAAUAGAGAAGAGCAAUAAAAGGGAUUGGAGACGGAGACAACUGAAGGAAAUAUGCCGAAAAAUAUAACAACAAUAUACAAGUAUAUGAUGAAUUUUGUGGGACAGUAAUAUAGGGUUUAUGUACUCAAUGAUUUCCAGAUUAUAUCUCAGAUGAACAAGAUUACUGCAAUAAAACUACGACAAAAAA
Penaeus vannamei (Pacific white shrimp) is the source of this 775-nucleotide messenger RNA. The record is from RefSeq and is a predicted model, not a curated record. NCBI's taxonomy places the organism in Eukaryota, Metazoa, Arthropoda, Malacostraca, Decapoda, Penaeidae.